AGUUUUUUCCUCGCCCGUUGCUAGGAGACCAAUUGUAAUAAAAAUAGAAGGCAAUGGCACCGAUAGCAGACGAAAAUUAUGAACCAGAUACAAAAAUAAUAAUAUUUAAUGCUUCAAAGCAAGAACUAUUUCAAUUUAAUGAGAACUACAAAAGCUUCCAUAGGAAAUUGAAGUCUGCAGCAAAAGUGGUUAUUAACAGGGAUGAGAUCAACUCGGAGUUGUUAAAAACUUGUUCAUUAUUUAUUCUGCCAGGAUCUCAAAUAAUUUUUGAAGACUCGGAAAUAAAGGCCUUAAUAAAUUACUUAGAGACUGGGGGAAGAAUGCUUAUAUGUUUGCAAGAGGCUAAUGCUGAUGAUCCUUGCAAUAUAAAUGUAUUAUUAGAACAUUUUGGGAUAACUCCAAAUAUAGACAGCCUGAUUCGAACACAUUAUUACAAAUAUUUUCAUCCAAAGGAAUGUUUCAUAGGAGAUGCUCAUAUAAUUUCUGCAAUCAAUAGAGAUAAAUUGGAAAUAAAGCUUGUAUAUCCUUUCGGUUGCACAAUGAAUGUAAUGAAGCCUAGUGUUAUUUUAUUUUCAAGCGGAUUUGCAUCAUUUCCUGUAGAUUGCCCCCUGGGGGCAGUAUAUUAUAAUGAAAAAACUGGAGGAAGAUUGAUAGCUGUUGGUUCCGGGCAUAUGUUUUCUGAUAAAUAUCUUGACCAAGAAAAUAACAACAAAUUUGGAGAAAUAAUUAUUGAUUUUUUAAAAGAUUCCAACAAAGUAAUUUUUUUACCAAAUGAUCAAGACGAUAUUGAUAUAUCCGACCGAAAUAUUGUCCCAGACACUGCAGAAUUAGCUGAGAAACCCAAGGUUUGCCUCACAGAUGUCACUGGCAGUACAUCAUACAUGGAUUACAUGAAAUUAUUUGAUCAUAAAGUUUAUUCAAUGAAUACCAAUCUGGUUCUUGAAACAUUAAAAUUGUAUGAAGAGUUAGGGGUGAAACAUGUUCAAUUGAAGAUCAUUACUCCAAAAUUUGAAGCUCCAUUUCCUGCACUUCAGCCUGCUGUUUUCCCACCUUCAUUCCGAGAAUUACCACCACCAAUGUUGGAAUUAUUUGAUUUAGAUGAAGCUUUUAGCUCCAUAUAUUCAAAGUUAGCGCAAUUUACGAAUAAAUAUAUGUUGUCCCCAAAUAUUGAUCAAAAUGAUGAAAACCUUUUGGAAAUGUACAUAUCUACUUGUGCCAGAAUUAUGAACAGCUAUAGUGCAAAUGGUGUGAAAGACAUUCUGUUCAUUAUGGGUAAGGAAAUUGCUGAUUUUAAGAGUGUUGAUAAUUUCAAUAUCUGAGAAUGUUAAGAAUGUUAAAAAAAA
Molecule: messenger RNA, 1343 nt
Organism: Cylas formicarius (sweet potato weevil)
Lineage: Eukaryota; Metazoa; Arthropoda; Insecta; Coleoptera; Brentidae
Gene: IFT52
Product: intraflagellar transport protein 52 homolog
Exons: 1
Coding region: 54-1319 (421 amino acids)
Biological process (GO): cilium assembly; intraciliary transport
Cellular component (GO): cilium; centriole; intraciliary transport particle B
Source: RefSeq, a predicted model, not a curated record